AUGACUGGAACGACCACGACGGCAUCCAGCGGUGGAAAGAAAGGCAAGGGCAACAAGCCUCGUGUGGUCUACUUCUCCGUGACCGAGUAUGAUGAGGACCAAGAGAAGCCCUAUGACCUUGAAGCUCAGGUCUACAUGGCGGUCACGAACUAUGGCACUGUUCCUCCGCCUUCGAGCUUGAACGAUGGCACCAUUGUGGCAGCUCAGAACGAGAUGACUGCUGACCAGAUGCUUGACAUGGCCCUUCAACAAGCACGGUUGAUGCAGCAGCAACAGACUAUGGCAUUGCAGCAAGAGGCACACCAGCACCCGGUGCCUGAAGAUGCUGAUUGGGAGGCUCAUGAACUCGCACUUCAAGACCAUGGUGACACCGCCUCAGUGAUGAGUGUCUCAUCGUGGACUUUGCCUUCCAUGCCUGGUCUUGCAUCUCCAGCGCCCAGUAUGCCAUCACUCUUGGGUAUGACGGUUCCAUCAAGUAUGACCGGCUUACCGAGUAUGCCCUCACAGUCGGGCUUAGCACCACCGAGUAUGAUGCCACAGUCGGGCUUAGCGCUUCAUGAUGAUGUACCUCCGCUACCAGGAUCUCAAGCAGCUCGUGUGCAGGAGAUGCUUCGUGAAGAUGAUCCCAACGGCUUGAAUCGUUUCAUGAUGAAGCCACCUCCGCAGGACCCGACAUUGAAGCAGAGAAGUUGCACUCAUGCCAACCGCACUCGUGCCGGAUCGAAUGCCUACCAGUCCAUCAUCAAGUGUAAGGACUGUGGCUUCGUUCUUCAUCUUGAGAAGAGGAGUGCCGGGAAGACCAUGGAGACCAAAGAAGUCAGCACCUGCUCACAUGCCAGGAAGAACUACCAAGGCACCACUGCAACUACAUGGAAGUGGCGCUGCUUGGAUUGUGGUGAAACUGCAUCAGGUUCCAAGAACCCUGGCGAGAGUGGAGCAAGAGCCGCUGAGAUUGCACCUCUUCGAGUUGGCGCAGUUGCUGAGUGGUAUUUGGAUGACCCUCCGUCCAAGGUCAUCGAGUUGAUGCAGCUGACUUUGAGCAUCCAGCGACAGACUGGAGCCGUGAUCACUGGAGACACUCUUGAUGUGAUCUACCAGCGCUGCAAGGACACGAUCUAUGUCCCUCAGUCGAUGCCUUCUCAUGGAGUGCCUACUUCACGGCCUAUGCCAUCGACGCCACCACGGACAACUGCUGGCUAUGAGUUCUACACCCCGGCAAGAGCUUCUACAAGUUCAGCACCUUCCACUCCAGGUGACCCAGCACUUGGACCUCGUGAUGUGUUGUCUGAAGAUUUGGUUGCGUGGGAUGCUGAGAUCAUGAACCACGGUCAGCAAAAGGGUAAGACCUUCAGGAUGAUUGCUGAGACAGAGCACUCCUACUGCACCUACAUCCUUGGACAGGUGAAGGGAAAGAACCUCAAGAAUCCUCAGCUCUUGGAGUUUGCCAAGUAUCUCACCACACGGCAGUCAGAGAUCUAUGAGACUGAGAUUGACAAGUCCCAGAUUGAAGAAGAGGACACUCUGAACUAUGUCAACCUGGCUGAGUCGCCAAGAAAGGUGAUGACCCGCGGACAGCGGAAGAUGAUGCAAGAGUCCACUCAGAAUGCGAGACAGGAGUGGCUGCUAACCCUGGAGAUGUUGAGAUGGGUGCUGAAGAAACUAUCGCACCUUCGUCCUCAUCGAUGCCUCAACCUCAUGCAGAACCUCGCAUGA
Molecule: messenger RNA, 1713 nt
Organism: Durusdinium trenchii
Lineage: Eukaryota; Dinophyceae; Suessiales; Symbiodiniaceae
Source: the annotation of a GenBank genome assembly